This is a messenger RNA of Diachasma alloeum, 3620 nucleotides long. RefSeq names its product V-type proton ATPase catalytic subunit A. Gene Ontology annotation, biological process: ATP metabolic process; proton transmembrane transport. Bases 118 to 1968 code for a protein of 616 amino acids. Gene Ontology annotation, cellular component: proton-transporting V-type ATPase, V1 domain; lysosomal membrane. The transcript has 8 exons. The record is from RefSeq and is a predicted model, not a curated record. Lineage: Eukaryota; Metazoa; Arthropoda; Insecta; Hymenoptera; Braconidae. Gene Ontology annotation, molecular function: ATP hydrolysis activity; proton-transporting ATPase activity, rotational mechanism; ATP binding.
UUUCCCAUAGUUUGUACCUAUUUUUACUCCAUCACAACAGUCCAAUCAUUGUUAACGGAUACAGACAGGUGUCAACGAUUGUCAGCGGUCUGGAAAAAUAGUAAAUAAAUCAGCAAAAUGGCGGCUCGUAAUUUGGCAAAGCUCGCCCAUGAGGACCGGGAGGGAAAGUUCGGAUAUGUUUACGCAGUAUCCGGGCCUGUCGUUACAGCAGAGAGAAUGUCUGGGUCGGCUAUGUACGAGUUGGUUCGUGUAGGAUACUACGAACUAGUGGGAGAGAUCAUUCGUCUGGAGGGAGACAUGGCAACGAUUCAGGUGUACGAGGAGACUAGUGGAGUCACAGUGGGUGAUCCUGUCCUCCGAACGGGAAAGCCACUGUCCGUCGAGCUCGGCCCAGGUAUCCUGGGGAGCAUUUUCGACGGUAUUCAGCGUCCUCUCAAGGACAUCAACGAGCUCACCAACUCGAUUUACAUUCCUAGGGGAGUCAAUAUACCCGCCCUGUCCCGUACAAUUGCUUGGGAGUUUAAUCCAUUGAAUAUUAAGAAUGGAAGCCACAUUACUGGAGGUGAUCUCUACGGUAUUGUUCACGAGAACACUCUUGUUAAACACAAAAUGAUCCUGCCGCCUAAGAGUAAAGGAACUGUUACUUAUAUUGCACCUGCUGGAAAUUACACAGUUGAUGAUGUAAUCCUUGAAACCGAGUUCGACGGUGAACGCAACAAAUACACUAUGCUUCAAGUAUGGCCCGUACGUCAGCCCCGACCUGUCACCGAGAAACUGCCCGCAAAUCACCCACUUCUAACAGGUCAACGUGUCCUGGACUCUCUGUUUCCCUGUGUACAAGGUGGAACCACUGCAAUCCCCGGCGCUUUUGGUUGUGGAAAGACUGUCAUUUCCCAGGCCCUCUCCAAGUACUCCAACUCAGAUGUCAUCAUCUACGUCGGCUGUGGUGAGCGUGGUAACGAAAUGUCUGAGGUACUUCGUGACUUCCCGGAGUUGACUGUGGAGAUUGAGGGAGUCACUGAGUCCAUUAUGAAACGUACCGCUCUGGUAGCCAAUACAUCUAACAUGCCUGUGGCCGCUCGUGAAGCUUCCAUCUACACUGGUAUCACACUAUCCGAGUACUUCAGGGACAUGGGUUACAAUGUCUCCAUGAUGGCUGACUCAACUUCGCGUUGGGCUGAGGCUCUUCGUGAGAUCUCUGGACGUCUCGCUGAAAUGCCUGCGGACUCUGGAUAUCCUGCUUAUCUUGGUGCCAGGCUGGCCAGCUUCUACGAACGUGCGGGAAGAGUCAAAUGUCUUGGUAAUCCAGACCGUGAAGGAUCUGUCAGUAUUGUUGGCGCCGUAUCACCUCCUGGUGGUGACUUCUCCGAUCCUGUCACAAGUGCCACACUUGGUAUUGUUCAGGUGUUCUGGGGUUUGGACAAGAAACUCGCCCAACGUAAGCACUUCCCGUCCAUCAACUGGUUGAUCUCCUACAGUAAGUAUUUACGUGCACUGGAUGACUUCUACGACAAGAACUUCCAGGAAUUCGUGCCACUGCGUACCAAAGUUAAAGAGAUCCUCCAGGAGGAGGAGGACCUCUCUGAAAUUGUACAAUUGGUUGGUAAAGCCUCGCUAGCGGAGACCGAUAAGAUUACACUCGAGGUUGCUAAGCUGUUGAAGGAUGACUUCUUGCAACAAAACAGUUAUUCGCCCUACGAUCGUUUCUGUCCAUUCUACAAAACUGUGGGCAUGCUGCGAAAUAUGAUUGCCUUCUACGACAUGGCAAGACAUGCAGUUGAAUCCACAGCACAGUCUGACAACAAAAUCACUUGGAACGUCAUCCGUGACAGCAUGGGAAAUAUCCUGUACCAACUCAGCUCUAUGAAAUUCAAGGAUCCAGUGAAAGAUGGUGAACAAAAAAUAAGAUCCGACUUCGAUCAGCUACAUGAAGAUAUUCAACAAGCAUUCAGGAAUUUGGAGGAUUAAACAAAUAAAUGAUAAAAAUUAUUUUCCGCACAGAGCCCCUUAAUCGAUCGAUUGUUCGAGGAUGCCGGGUGCAUAGGGGUGUUCCAAACCCCAAGCAAAAAUGAACGAGGUAUUAAUCAUUGAAUGACAUAAAACACGUUAUUUCUCCCCCGCUCUCGGUGCAGUCUUCAUUUCUUAAAUUCCUUUAGUGAACUUACCGACAUAUUCCAAGUAUUUGUUGGCCUAACCCUCGGAAUUUCCACAGAAAUUGUAAAUAUCACCAAUUAUCGAUUGAUUCAGUAGUGAAGUAAAUUGUGAUGAGUCGAUUUCUAUCUUCUCGUUUAAUAUUAAAUCAUCAAUAAGAAUGAUUUAGGAAAAGAAUGUGGAAAAAACUAGUUUUCACUGAAAAUUUUCUCAUCUACGCGUUUUUGCCUUCUAAAGUCACUCUUAUUCGAGAUGAAUGCACAGUUAAAAUGAAAUUAAUUAAAUUUGACUAAUUAACUUCUACCAUUUCACUACAGGAUUAACAAUCCGAAAAUUGCGUAUAAAAAAUUUGCAGUAAUUCAUUUUAUCGCGAGUGCCAACUCAACGUUUUUUGAUCGAGACAAUAAAGGUGGAGCGCCCCUGAGCCCCUGCGGAAUUUUAAAUAAAAAAAAGUAAAGAAAAUGUGUUUCCGAUCAUUGUAAACUAUUCCUUGUUUAGCCGUGAUUUUUGAUUUUUUAAACCUCAGUUUUAGUCCCAAAAAUAUGGGAAUUUAUUGUCUGUGCCGGUCCAAUGAAAAAAUAAUUUCCAUGAGUGCUUUUUUGCACGUUUUAGAAUGAACAAGAACAAAUUUAAAAAACUGGAAUUCUAUUUCAUGUACAAUAUUGAUGAAAAAUAUCUUUGGGAGAGUUUAACUGUCGUUCUAUUUUGAAUUGAAAGUAAUUUUAUUCCGAAAAUGUCUAUUAACAAUAAUAAAUGAGUAAAAAAUACACACUUUGCCUUCAAUGUGUCAAGUGAAUGGAAUAAAAUGAGAUAAAACAGUCUAGUACUGAUGUGAACGGCAGCUUUUCCAUGGAGAAUGAGGAAUAUCAAUUAAUUGAAAAUCAUCAAGUAUUAGUUAUUGUACCAUAUUAUAUGUUAACGUGAUAGAAGUUUAAUGAAAGAGUACAUAUAAGCGUUGAAUAGAUUUAAAGUGAAAUUAUGUUAACGUUGAUACGUUAAAAAAAUGCAAAAAUGGAGUUAAUAAAAUUCUGAUGAACGUUUUGAGACGUUUGUGCGUGUGUUGGCUUGACAAUGGGUUGCUGAGUCCUAAAAUGAGUGGGAGAUUGAUGGAAGGUAAUGAGUCUAAUAAAUUUUCCGAUUAUUUUAUAAAUAUAUUUGGAAUUGAGAGGUUUAGAAAAAAAAUUAAGACGUUUUUCGUGAGAAAAUUUCUCAUCAAUGAAAAAGAUUAUUUAACUUUCUUCUGAAUCUAUCACUUCCUGACAGAUUUGUAAACCAAUCCAUAAGAAAUUUUCAAAGGCUUGUUUCCUUUAUCCCUCCACUCGACAAAUCUCACAAUGCGAAUUGAAACAAAAACGAUAAAUGAAUUUCCUCGGUUGUCCACUGUUUCGAACAGCUCCAGUAUCAUUUCCAUUGUACGAUAUGUAAAAACAAAGAAAAUAAAAUGCAAAUUAUGCACAAAAUUCCAGUGA